AGCUCAGGGAAAGUUUCAGAUAAAGACUGGCCGGAAAACAUUCGGAGAGCUUCUUCACACUCGCGCAGGAGACACGAAACAGCGUUAUUAUCCAGAAUGUUUCGCUGUGGAAUCUCGUAUCCGAGGUGCAGGUGGAUCCUGCCUCUGCUCCUGCUGUUCGCGAUUAUUUUCGACUUCAUCGCCAUCGCAGCGCAGUCCGGAUGGGUGGAGGACGAGAACGCGAAGACGCACUACGCCAGCAUGUGGAAGCAGUGCCGAGGCCGCAACGAUCAGUGGGACUGUAAAUCCCUCAUGGAGCUCCCUUGGGCCCAGGCAGUCGCUGCUCUGAUGAUCAUAGGCCUCAUCAUCCUCAUCUUCGCCUUCAUCGUCUCAUUUGUGGCUCUCUGCUGUUCCCUCAACGUCACUCUGCUGCCUGUAGUCGGAUGCUUACUAAUUGUGGCUGUAAUCAUCCAGAUAAUCGCUCUGAUCAUCUACCCUGUCAAGUUCAAUGAGCAGAUCUAUGAAGGGUAUUACGACUACACCUGGGCGUAUGGUUUCGGCUGGGGGGCGACCAUCUUGAUGCUGGGCUGCGGGAUCCUCUUCUACUGUCUUCCUCGCUACGAAGAUGAGCUUGCUGGCUUGGCCAAGACCAAAUACAUCUACACCUCUGCCUGAAACCCCAAAUACUUCUUUCUUUUAGAAAGGACAAUGUUAACCCGCCCAAGCCCUAAAAGUCUGUGCUCGCCAAUCUCCAAAAGCAUCAUCAUCUUCCCAAACCAAACAUAGGACCACACUGACUUUGAUGAGGACUGUCCUUGCCCUUUUAUCUAACUUUUGGAACUAAUGCAAUUAAUAUUUAAUUAAUAAUCAUCCACAAACAGACUGUUCACAAACAGAAAGUUUAUUUUUUUAAGUCACUGAGCACAGAUUGAACUCCACAGAGCAUUAUUCUGAAUCUUCAUAUUGCACAUUUUACAUUAUAGCGUCCUUCACAUAUUACAUGUACAUAUAAUUAAUUCCAUUAAGUAAUUUCAUUAAUACAACUCAGAAAACAUUAGGUGCAUGUAGUUUGCUUUAGAAUUUACACUGUAACAUGACCUGCCAUUUUAAAAAGUUUUGUUAUUUGUAUAUUUCUUGAACAUCUCUACAUAUCAACAUAAAGAAAAUCUUUUUUUUUACAUGGAUGUGUCAUUCCAUGUCAGUCUGUAGUGACUGUGCAUGCUUGAUUGCACACUUCCCUAAAGUGCUCUUACUGUCAGCGAAAUAUUAAAAAAGAGUGUGCUUUGUGUUUGGCUGACCAAAGUGAAGUGAACUAAGAUUAGAAAGGUUUUUAUUUUUAUUUUUUCUAAUCGUGAGCAUGGUUUUAUAGUAAAAUUGGUGAGCAAGUGGAUAAAAACACAAAACACAGCAACCUGAUGUUUUUCUGUUUUCAGAUAUUGAAAAAUCUUGUUGCAUUCACGCUGUCAUCAUUUAAUUUCAAUUAGACUGAUGUGUAUGUGGAAAAAAAAUUGUAUAAAAAGUACUUGGCUUGUAAACUUUGCAAAAUCAUAGGGUUUUUUUGUGUAUUUUACUAGAUUAUAUUGUUUGUUUUUGCUUAGUUUUUUGUGUUAGUUUUUUCACUCUCCCAUUUGUGGUUCUUUUUGUGAUAUGAAUAUGAAUACCAAUCUUCAAUAAAAGGGAGCCUUGCUGUUAAGACACCAA
Carassius auratus (goldfish) is the source of this 1680-nucleotide messenger RNA. RefSeq names its product p53 apoptosis effector related to PMP-22-like. The record is from RefSeq and is a predicted model, not a curated record. Bases 97 to 654 code for a protein of 185 amino acids. Gene Ontology annotation, cellular component: cell-cell junction; membrane. Gene Ontology annotation, biological process: cell-cell adhesion. NCBI's taxonomy places the organism in Eukaryota, Metazoa, Chordata, Actinopteri, Cypriniformes, Cyprinidae. The transcript has 3 exons.